CCAUCGAAAGGACGGCAGACGGUUGGCCGCCUCAGUACGAGGUAGCCUCCGCGACUGUACGGAACGUACAUACCGGUAGCCGUCGUUUCGACGACGACGACGACGACGACGACGACGACGACGACGACGACGACGACGAGGACAACGACGACGACGAGGACGACGACGACGACGACGACGACGACGACGACGACGACGACGACGACGACGACGAUCUCGACCGCAACUCGACGGUCGUAACCACGAGCCCACGGGAACGUCAAGGGGACGACGUGGCUCGCCCCCUCGGGGACCAGUGACUACUACGCUUUACGACUGCGUAUCUGUCCGCGUCGCUGGUUAAAGUGGUACCCCGUACAAUAAAGUAGUCACAACCGCUUCGGGUCUGACUGGGGAAUCGUAAGAAGAGAUCGGGAGAACCCUAGCUCGUUUCAAGCUCGUUUCAAAUCGUGAGAGAACGGUUCCUACACUCGGUCGCGGGCAAGAGGACGCAGGGGCAAGAGUGGGAAGGAAUAAAGCGAGUAGAGAGGAAGCGGACUCGGUGAGUUGGGUGAAAAUCGAUGGCCAUCAGCGCCCAUGGGCGGCCUCGCGUUUAGAACAAGGAACAGCCCCUCCCAGAAGACCUCGCUCCGGUGGGGUGACUGCUGCCCCCCAAGUCCCAAGUCGGCGUCGUUGUCGGCCGCCUGGAAGAGCCGUCAUCAGGACAUGCCAGGACGGCCGGUGCCCGUGUGAGGCUGCCCCCCGCUGUUGCGUGAUUGUACCUCGCGGGGAUCUCAGAGGUAUCCGGAGGAUCCUAGAGCGCAUCAAUCGUCGAACUUGCCGGAUCUACGUCUCCGUCAACUCGAGCUCGCGCCGGUGGACCCCUAUUCCCCGAAGAUGAUCAACGUUGCAGGAGUGGUCUCGAUCGUUCUGUUCUACCUGCUGAUCUUGGGCGUGGGAAUAUGGGCGGCCAGGAAGAAGGAGGCUGGCAACGAUUCCGAGGAGGAGGUGAUGCUGGCCGGCCGCUCGAUCGGGCUCUUCGUAGGGAUAUUCACGAUGACGGCGACCUGGGUCGGCGGCGGUUACAUCAACGGCACCGCCGAAGCUAUCUACACGAGAGGCCUGGUCUGGUGCCAGGCGCCCUUCGGAUACGCCCUCAGCCUCGUUUUCGGUGGUAUUUUCUUCGCGAACAAGAUGCGACAGCAGGGGUACAUAACAAUGUUGGAUCCGCUUCAAGACGCAUUCGGCGAGCGGAUGGGCGGCCUCCUCUUUCUGCCCGCACUCUGCGGCGAGGUGUUUUGGGCAGCGGGCAUCCUCGCGGCUCUCGGCGCCACGCUGGCGGUCAUCAUCGACAUGGAUCAGAGCACCUCCGUCAUUCUGAGCGCCUGCAUCGCAGUUUUCUACACUCUCUUCGGCGGUCUCUAUUCCGUCGCUUAUACCGACGUCAUUCAGCUCUUUUGCAUAUUUAUUGGUCUGUGGAUGUGCAUUCCUUUCGCUUGGACCAAUCCGAAGGUACAAUCUCUUAGUUCUAUGGACGUCGAUUGGAUCGGCAAAGUAAAACCCGAAGAAUAUUGGUUUUACAUGGAUUACGGUUUACUCUUGAUAUUCGGCGGCAUACCUUGGCAAGUGUACUUUCAACGCGUCCUCUCGUCGAAAACCGCGGGGAGAGCUCAGAUAUUGAGUUAUGUAGCCGCUUUGGGUUGCAUUCUCAUGGCCAUCCCUCCCGUUCUGAUUGGAGCGAUCGCCAAAGCGACUCCCUGGAACGAGACGGGCUACACCGGCGUUUAUCCGUUCACGGAGACGGAGACUAGUAUGAUCCUGCCACUGGUCCUGCAGUACUUGACACCAGACUUUGUUUCCUUUUUCGGGCUGGGUGCGGUAUCGGCGGCGGUGAUGUCUUCUGCGGAUAGCAGCAUCCUCUCUGCUAGUUCGAUGUUUGCUAGAAAUGUUUACAAAUUGAUCUUCCGCCAGCGGGCCUCGGAGAUGGAGAUCAUCUGGGUGAUGCGAGCAGGGAUCGGUGUGGUCGGCGUGCUCAGCACCGUGAUGGCUCUCACGAUACCGUCGAUCUACGGCCUCUGGUCUAUGUGCUCGGAUCUCAUCUACGUGAUCCUGUUCCCGCAGCUGCUGAUGGUGGUGCACUUCAAGGAUUACUGCAACACUUACGGCAGUCUGUCCGCGUACAUAAUCGCCUUUCUGGUGCGCAUCAGCGGCGGCGAGCCGAUGAUGGGCCUGCCGGCAUUGAUCCGCUAUCCGGGCUACGACGAGGAGUCAGCUACGCAGAUGUUCCCCUUCAGAACAAUGGCGAUGCUGCUGUCGCUCGUUACUCUCGUUGGCGUGUCAUGCGGCACGCAGUAUGCCUUCCUGACCGGUCGGCUGGCGCCGGGCUACGACGUCUUCAGGUGCGUGGUCAAUAUCCCGGAGGACGUCGAGCGGGUCGGCCCGGAUCCUGCCGAGGGGGAGCAGAUGGCGGUCCUAGCUGCGGGCGUCGGCAAGCUCUACGGCAGCAAGGACGAAUCGAACGGCCGAGUGAAUCCUGCGCUCGAGCCGGACUACGACAUGGAGCCGGGAUGUACGAUGGUCGGAGUACAGGAUGGUGUAGUCGCUGGUGGUGGCGGCGGCGGCGGCGGCGUAGGAAGCGCCGGAGGACACCUGGUACCCGGCGCACCCCGACAACCACAAUCCAGCACCGCGUUCUAACUCCUGGUUCCGUGAUCGGAUGCUGUGACCAACAAUAAGUGCGGCGGUGCGGACCUCUCAAUUUUUCGUUCUGUCCUCCUCCUUCAACUCCUCCGGCCAGCCUCUUCUUCUGCCGUUCUACGAUGCGAGUGUUUCCCCCUCCCCCCCGUCCCGGAUUUCUUUCGACUUCACUUCGAAAUCAUAUUGGUUAUUGUGAUUAAACUCCCGCUCCAUAUCGAUUUGAGAUUUCUUCGCUUUCUAACUCCUCCCUGAGAUGACGCGCGCGCGCGCGCGUGCGAUAGUAUAAAUUUCUCACGAUACGAUCGGGCGUCUCGUUUUCGUUUACGCGCGCGUAAAACAUGACACAAUUUAAAUUAUUAUUUAAAUUAAACGCGACAACUUUUUCUCUCGCUCUCGGAUCUUUGCGGCAUAACCGCCACACCCACGCCUGAGAGAUCCUUAAACUUUUUGUCGUCUAAAUGUCGUCUUAAUCGACCUCUUCGCAUCAUUACGUCACUCAAUCGCGCAGAUGCGUGACAAAGAUAACAACCGGAGCAACUUUCAGUAAUGGCGUUAGCCGUAAAUUAUCCCGCUUGAAAUUCUCCUGAUCGACGUGGAACCGUUUUUGACAUUUCCCGAUCGUUGCGGAAACAUACCCUCGGAAUAUCACCCCACUCGCUGUCCAAGUCCGUUUCUCCUUUUUCUAUCCGCCCUACAACCUCGGAGCUCCAAGACGAGCCAAUGCGGUAGCCUGCGGUAAGUCCGACAGAAAGUUUCUUUCGUACUUUUGUGCGCGUGUGUAUUUAUGAUUGCGUGUAUGUAUGCCUGUUGUCUGCAUGUGUAAGCGCACGCUGCUGGUGCCCAUGUAAUGACCUGUACCUGCCCGCGUCUGCUCGCGCUCGUGUUUUCGACGUUGCCCCAAAGUGACCGAUAAAUACAUAAAAGUAUGAAAAAAGUAGAUGGAGGGAGAGAGAGAGAGAGAGAGAGAGAGAGAGAGAGAGAGAGAGAGAGAGAGAGAUCAUAGGGAUGAAAAGUAUACACGAAACGAGCAACAAGGGGAUAAGGGUAACGUUUUCAAACUGAAAGUCGGAGCUUCGGACGUACUCGGGCUGGGCAUCCCUAUUCCGCACCGCCAACUAGGCCUAGUGUGUGAUUUCCUUGUUUUUUUUGAAGAAGUAUAUAUAUAAGCAUAUAUAUAUAUAAAGAUAUUACAUAUACACACAUAUAUAUAUAUAUAUUUACAGUUUAUUACAAAACUGCUUAAGAGAGUUUCAAAAUACGAGCGAUCUGUCCAACCUGACACAGAAGAGAGAGAGAGAGAGAGAGAGA
Messenger RNA from Harpegnathos saltator (Jerdon's jumping ant), 3984 nucleotides. It is a transcript of the gene ChT, whose product is annotated as choline transporter. Gene Ontology annotation, biological process: acetylcholine biosynthetic process; choline transport; transmembrane transport. Lineage: Eukaryota; Metazoa; Arthropoda; Insecta; Hymenoptera; Formicidae. The transcript has 7 exons. Bases 877 to 2676 code for a protein of 599 amino acids. The record is from RefSeq and is a predicted model, not a curated record. Gene Ontology annotation, molecular function: choline:sodium symporter activity. Gene Ontology annotation, cellular component: plasma membrane.